This is a messenger RNA of Anoplopoma fimbria (sablefish), 2727 nucleotides long. It is a transcript of the gene hs6st1a, whose product is annotated as heparan sulfate 6-O-sulfotransferase 1a. NCBI's taxonomy places the organism in Eukaryota, Metazoa, Chordata, Actinopteri, Perciformes, Anoplopomatidae. Gene Ontology annotation, cellular component: membrane. The record is from RefSeq and is a predicted model, not a curated record. Gene Ontology annotation, molecular function: heparan sulfate 6-sulfotransferase activity. The transcript has 4 exons. Bases 387 to 1685 code for a protein of 432 amino acids.
GAGAGAGAGACGUAGAAAAGGUAGGAUUCGCGCUGCAUCCUGGGUACAUAGCUCCACGGUGAUUCAGGGUGCCUGUUGUGCAGACUGGAAACCAAAGUAAAGUAAACGGGGGAGGGUCGUCUGCACAGGGGAGGGGGGCUUUUUUUUUUUUAAGCGAGUUACAAUGCAUCUCUCACGAUGAGCCAACAACUUCACCGGUCGUCUCCAAGCGGAGUGAGUCACUCUUGAAGCCCCGAAAACGAGACCUUCUUGGCGGCGGGGAGGAGAGGAGAGGAGAGGAGAGAGAGAGCGAGAGAGCGAGCAUGCAGAAGCCGAGCGCCCCGCUCCCUGUUGUCGGCUUGACUGGGAAAUGGUAGCGUGCUGUGGGACCCGCACUUGGAAGGACCAUGGUCGAGAGGAGCAGCAAAUUCUUGUUGAUCGUCGUCGGAUCCGUGUGUUUCAUGCUGAUCCUCUAUCAGUACGUGGCUCCCGGGGUGAUCAAUUUCGGCUCCCCGCACGGGUAUUUCGCGGAGGAAGACGAGGGGGACAUCUUCCCCACUCCGGACCCCCACUACGUUAAGAAAUACUACUUCCCCGUCAGGGACUUGGAGAGGACGAUCGAUUUCCAAAUCAAAGGGGAGGACGUGAUUGUGUUUUUGCACAUCCAGAAAACCGGCGGGACUACCUUCGGCCGGCACCUGGUCCAGAAUGUCCGCCUGGAGGUCCCCUGCGACUGCAGACCGGGCCAGAAGAAGUGUACCUGCUACCGGCCGAACCGCAAGGAGACCUGGCUCUUCUCUCGGUUCUCCACCGGCUGGAGCUGCGGCUUGCACGCCGACUGGACCGAGCUCACCAACUGUGUGCCGGGGGUCCUCAACAAGAAGGAGAACAAGCAGAAGAACCUGAGGAAGUUCUACUACAUCACUCUGCUGAGGGACCCGGUGUCUCGAUACCUCAGCGAGUGGCGGCAUGUGCAGCGGGGAGCCACGUGGAAAACCUCCCUGCACAUGUGCGAUGGACGGACCCCGACGCCCGAGGAGCUGCCCUCCUGCUACGAGGGCUCCGACUGGUCGGGGUGCACCCUGCAGCAGUUCAUGGACUGUCCCUACAACCUGGCCAACAACAGACAGGUGCGUAUGCUAGCUGACCUGAGCCUCGUCGGCUGCUACAACAUGUCCACGGUUCCAGAGAAGAAGAGGGCCCAGCUUCUCCUGGAGUCGGCCAAGAAGAACCUACGAGACAUGGCCUUCUUUGGUCUGACGGAGUACCAGAGGAAAACCCAGUUCCUGUUCGAACGGACCUUCAGGUUGCGCUUCAUCAGGCCUUUCAUGCAGUACAACAGCACCAGAGCUGCAGGGGUGGACUUGGACAACGCUACGGUCCAGCGUAUAGAGGAGCUGAAUGAACUGGACAUGGAGCUCUACGACUACGCCAGAGACCUGUUCCAGCAGCGCUACCAGUACACCAGGCAGCAGGAGAGGCGGCAGCAGCGCAUCAAGAACCACAUGCAGCAGAGCCACCAAGGCCUCGGCCUGGGCGUCAGCCUGUGGCCCUCCCACGGCCGGCAGAGCUCGGUGUCGACACUGGAGGACGGCGAGGGGGAGAGGGAGGAGCGGGAGGAGGGUGAGGAGGGAGGCAGAACGGAGGAGGCGGGCAGCAGGCUCCCCACAGAGGACUACAUGAACCAGAUCAUCAACCGCUGGUAGCAGCAGAAUGAGAACAAACACACGGACACGCAUAUGUAAUGUGAAAUACACACACACACACACACACACACACACACACACACACACACACACACACACACACACACACACACACACACACAGAGCGGCGCCUGCAUCAAAAGACCCAAACGACUGACAAACAGACUUUACUGGAGAGUUGGGCUACGGGAAUGAGAGUCGCAGUGGUUGCUAUAGAGACCUGGGCUUGGUCGAUUGCAUCAGCUCACAUUAUUGAGGUUUGCCCAGUUGUUAUUAGCACCCGCUUGCCCUUUCUCCCUCCCUUCCCCUCUGAGUUUCUCCGUCUCUCCUGUCAUCAUUAAUGAGUGGAGGAGAGAUAUUUUUAAGAACUGCUGACAGCCGAGCGUCUCAUGCAUCUCUCCCGCCUCCUGUUUUAUUCCUCUCGUUCUCUGUGGCCUAAUAUGGAGCAUGAGAAAAAAUAAAAAUUAAGUCUGUGAAUUCCCACAAACUCUUCGCAAAAGGACCAGUCUACUUCCUGGAUACUCCAGUUUCAGAAGAACUGGGACUGCUAUAAAAGUAUGCUAAUGGCUGAGAACAAAGAAAGCGUUUGGAGAACAGCAGAGACUGAACCUGAGAGAAAGAAGCAAAGAAAAGUUGGACUGAGUCGUGUAAUAAAGCUUUCUGCUUAAAAAAAAAAAACUAAAAAAAAAUCUGCCAUUUUACCCAUGAACACGCUUUUGGUCAUGAAAUAAUGACUCAUUCUCAUUUUAGGAUGAUUUAUUUGUAUUUUUCCUUUUUGUUUUAUGCUUUUUUAAAGCGGAAUUGUAAUAACACUGAGACCAAUAUUGCUGCCUAAAGAAAAGUGAUUCCUUUUAUUUCUUUAUUUUUAUUGUUUUUUUAUAAGUCAAAGCUAAUGGAUCGGAUUGAUGUACAAUGGACCAUAGCCAUUACUGAAGCCUUGCAUCUUGGGUGGGAGACGUUGCCUGUUUCUCUGUUGAAGGUUCUCAAAGAGCCUGUCGCUUAACAACUUCAUUUUUCUCUCCUCUCCCUCCUCUUUUUUUUU